Messenger RNA from Acanthopagrus latus (yellowfin seabream), 1446 nucleotides. RefSeq names its product forkhead box E1 (gene foxe1). The coding region runs from base 1 to 1092 and encodes 363 amino acids. Gene Ontology annotation, biological process: regulation of transcription by RNA polymerase II; anatomical structure morphogenesis; cell differentiation. Gene Ontology annotation, molecular function: RNA polymerase II cis-regulatory region sequence-specific DNA binding; DNA-binding transcription factor activity, RNA polymerase II-specific. The record is from RefSeq and is a predicted model, not a curated record. NCBI's taxonomy places the organism in Eukaryota, Metazoa, Chordata, Actinopteri, Spariformes, Sparidae. The transcript has a single exon.
AUGACAAUGCCAGUGGUCAAAGUUGAGAAAGACUCUUCGGCAGACAUCACCUCAUCUGCCUCCAACCCUCCAGUGCAGACUGAGGAGCAGCCCAGAGGUCGGAGGAGAAAGAGACCUCUCCAGCGAGGGAAACCCCCUUACAGCUACAUUGCGCUCAUUUCCAUGGCCAUAGCCCACUCCCCUGACCGCAAGCUGACUUUAGGGGGCAUCUACAAAUUCAUCACAGAGCGCUUCCCCUUCUACAGAGACAAUUCGAAGAAGUGGCAGAACUCAAUCCGCCAUAACUUGACUCUCAACGACUGUUUUAUCAAGAUCCCUCGGGAGCCGGGGCGGCCGGGGAAGGGCAACUACUGGGCUUUGGACCCAAACGCAGAGGACAUGUUCGAGAGCGGCAGCUUCCUGAGGCGCAGGAAGAGGUUUAAGCGCUGUGACCUCAGCACCUACACCUCAUAUGUCCAUGAGACACCAGUCUUCUCUCCUGUCCAGAUUGCCAGAUCGGCCUCAUAUCCCAACUCUGUCUACCCCAACAUGACAGUCAGUCCACCCUACGGGCAGCAGCUGACCUCUGCCUAUUACCCUUCCUCAUCCCCUCCUGGGUUUGGACCUGGUCAGACCCGCAUGUUUAGCAUCAAUAACCUCAUAGGGCACCCGACUCCAGCCAGCAUGCUUGGAGGUCCAGGGCCGGAGGUGAUGCAGCAGCCCAACCGGAACUUCAGUCCCGAGGGGCAUCCGAGUGAAUCCGUUCCCUGCAGCCUGGGAGCCCCAGCUUUCCAGAACCAACCAUGCGGAGGGGCCAUAUCAUCCCGCUCCUCUUCACAUCCCGGGUUCACCUACUCCGGGCCAAACGGCCACCCACACCACCAGAGCUCUUACGGACAGGGCCACGGCCAGGGAUACGCAGUGGCAGGACGCCUCCAUUCCUCAGCCCACGGGCCUGCAGAGGCCAUGGACCAUUACGGCAGGGUCUCCCCAGCGCCGCUGGGCUCUUUCUCCCAGUAUAGCAGCGCUGCGGGUCCUAUCGGCAACACCGGGGGCUACCUGAGACACCCCACAUAUCCAGGGAAUAUGGACAGGUUUGUGUCUGCCAUCUGAGCCGCUGAGAAUCUCGAGCCGAGCGCCUCGCGAAGCUGGUGAACACAACAUCGGAGACUUUGAGUGAGCCAGAGAUGAUUGUUUUUCUCUGUCCUUGAGACAAACAGUCUGAUGAAAAUCAACCUCUCCUGACACAACUGUGAUUCACUUCAUUAACCCUCCAACACAUUUUCCGUAUCGACGGUAAUUUACUCUGAGAUAGAUGCUUUAAACGAGUUUAAUGUCAAGGCCUCUUCGUGGCGUAUGAGAGAGUCAAGUUCAUCCAACACUGUGUGCAGUUGUGUGCUUUUUUUUUUUGUUUGUUUUUGUCAUGAGUUGAAUGUGCAAGUUUUUAUAAUUUACAUUACCGGUGCG